CUUUCUACAACCAUCAAAAUGUUCUUCAAGACCAUCCUCACUGCCGCUCUGGCCACCGCUGCCACGGCUCUUCCCCACUCCUUCAGCAACAACAUGGUUCGUCGCAACGGUACCUCUUCUGGCUCCGGCGGCGUCACCAUCUCCAACAACAUGAGCAACACUACCGUCUACGCGUGGUCUGUUUCUGAUAGAGUCAGUAACAUGCAUACCCUUUCUGCGGGCGGUGGUAGCUACUCCGAGUCCUGGCAAUCCAACGACAACGGUGGUGGUAUCUCCAUCAAGCUGUCCACCACUGAGAGCCAGUCCGAUGUCCUCCAGUUCGAGUACACUCAGGAUGGUGACACCAUCUACUGGGACAUGUCCUGCAUCAACCUCGGCAGUGACUCUGCUUUCACCAAGUACGGUUUCUCCGUCACUCCUUCCGAGGAGGGUGACAACUGCCCUUCUGUCAACUGCGAGGCUGGUGACACUGAGUGCGCUGAGGCCUACAACCAGCCCGAUGACAACGAGGCUACUCACGGCUGCCCCAUUGACACUCAGUUCACUCUUACUCUGGGUUAAACGGAUCCCUCAAUCAAGCAAUCAAUCAAUUGGGAUCUUAAAAAGAGAUGGAUGGAAUGGAGUUUUAUCUUUUUUGGAAUAUACCAUGGGUCGGAUGGGUUUUGGUUUUGAAAGUUCUCCUGUAUAGAUUGACUUGAUCUGCCUCCUGGAUGAGUUGCGCACAAGACAAAGCAGAACAACACAACACUCUCUUUCGUGAAUCACACCUACACCUUUUGGUGGAUUUCGCUUGCUGUGCUAUGCGGUUAUGUAUGUAGUGAUUUGAGAUCACAUGAAUUAUGCCUAUAGACUUGUUUGAUAGAAGAAAAAAAAAA
Messenger RNA from Aspergillus vadensis CBS 113365, 875 nucleotides. Its product is annotated as putative extracellular thaumatin domain protein. NCBI's taxonomy places the organism in Eukaryota, Fungi, Ascomycota, Eurotiomycetes, Eurotiales, Aspergillaceae. The record is from RefSeq and is a predicted model, not a curated record. The coding region runs from base 19 to 561 and encodes 180 amino acids. The transcript has a single exon.